AUGACCUCUCCCGACUUUGCUGCCGCUCAGGCGCGUGUACUCGCUCGUCGCGCCGCUGCAGCUCGUCCAAUACCGCCUCCUUCUCCACCGACCCUGCCACCCGCGCUGCUGACUCUACCACCGGGUCUACGCUCACUCACUUCUACCGGCCUCUCUACAUGGACCACACUUAGAAACAAUCCUCUUCAAACACCUACUCCGUACUUUCGCGUUGGUCAGGUCGACGCAGAAUUGCUCGACGAGGAGCUCCUACAACUACUACGCGGCCAAGUUGGUGAUGCCCUCAAAUACUUUGGAGGUCAUAUUGCAGACGAGUGGUCCUCAGAGAUUGGCGCAAUUCUUCGAGCUAUACUAUGGAAGCUUAGCAUCUGGGAUCGAGGCACUAGCUACGGUGCCAGUCUACAAGGACUAAAGUACGUCGACGCAAGAACACAACCUUCAACUAUCGGCGCCGGCUCGGGUCAAGAUCCUACAAAAUGGCAGAAGGCUGCAUACGGUCUCAUCACAGUCGGAGGCCGCUACUCAUGGCAGAAACUAGAAGAUUGGCUCCUUGAGAAAGAAGGCGGCUACGAGGAGCCCGCGCUGCUGGUCAAGAAGCUCAGCAAGCUUACUGGAUGGAUUGGCAUGACACAUGAGAUGGCCGCCCUGGCAUCCUUCUUGGUCUUCUUGUUCAACGGCAAAUACAGGACACUUGCAGAUCGACUGCUUCGACUACGGCUUGCCCCAGCGUCCGCACAAACAAGCAGAGAAGUCAGCUUCGAGUACCUGAACCGCCAAUUGGUUUGGCACGCAUUUACCGAGUUCCUACUCUUCCUACUUCCCCUCGUGGGCAUCAGCCGUUGGAGGCGCCUAUUGUCAAGAGCGUGGAAGAAGGUCAAAAGCAUGUUUACUCAGAAGGCUGACGAUGAGGACACAAAUAUGGGAGGUGAGCUUGGAUUCUUGCCAGAACGUACCUGCGCCAUUUGCUAUCGCGAUCAAAACGCCGUGGGCGGUGGUUCGGAAGCAGAGGUACUCGCACAAUCAGGAAACACAGGUGGUGGCGUUAUUGGCAGUGCCCAAACAGACGUCACUAACCCAUAUGAGGCAAUACCUUGUGGAUGCAUAUACUGCUUUGUCUGUUUGGCGCAGCGCAUCGAGGCCGAGGAAGGCGAGGGAUGGACAUGUUUACGCUGUGGAGAAGUCGUGAAAGAGUGUAAACCUUGGAAUGGUGAUGUUCUGGAGGAAGUCACAGAGCAACGAAGUCGAGUGACAUCGAACAGUCAAGAAAAGUCUCCGAGGAGGAAGAGCGUGGGUUUCGUCGAUGACGAGAGGGAGCAUGAACACGAAGCCACCAUCAAGGAACUUGACCCGAUGCCUAUGGAGGACCGUGAAGAACAAUUCCAAGAUGUCGAGGAUGAGAGAACGAUAGACUCGAUUUCGUCCGUGGAUGGCGAGUCUGAGCAGGAUUUUGAAGACGAGGCAGACUACGAUUGA
Aureobasidium namibiae CBS 147.97 is the source of this 1473-nucleotide messenger RNA. Its product is annotated as peroxisomal biogenesis factor 2. Lineage: Eukaryota; Fungi; Ascomycota; Dothideomycetes; Dothideales; Saccotheciaceae. The transcript has a single exon. The record is from RefSeq and is a predicted model, not a curated record. Gene Ontology annotation, cellular component: peroxisomal membrane. Gene Ontology annotation, biological process: protein import into peroxisome matrix. The coding region runs from base 1 to 1473 and encodes 490 amino acids. Gene Ontology annotation, molecular function: zinc ion binding.